This is a messenger RNA of Balaenoptera ricei (Rice's whale), 465 nucleotides long. It is a transcript of the gene TAFA4, whose product is annotated as TAFA chemokine like family member 4. The transcript is spliced from 5 exons. Gene Ontology annotation, biological process: phagocytosis; macrophage chemotaxis. The record is from RefSeq and is a predicted model, not a curated record. NCBI's taxonomy places the organism in Eukaryota, Metazoa, Chordata, Mammalia, Artiodactyla, Balaenopteridae. Gene Ontology annotation, molecular function: receptor ligand activity. The coding region runs from base 1 to 465 and encodes 154 amino acids.
AUGAAGUCUCCAAGGAUGAGAGUCUGUGCUAGGUCGGUCUUGCUGUCUCAUUGGCUCUUUCUGGCCUAUGUGUUAAUGGUGUGCUGUAAGCUGAUGUCUGCCUCCAGCCAGCACCUCCGGGGACACACAGGUCACCACCAAAUCAAGCAAGGGACCUGUGAGGUGGUCGCAGUGCACAGGUGCUGUAACAAGAACCGCAUAGAGGAGCGAUCACAAACGGUCAAGUGUUCUUGCUUCCCAGGACAGGUUGCUGGCACAACUCGGGCUCAGCCUUCUUGUGUUGAAGCUUCCAUUGUGAUUCAGAAAUGGUGGUGCCACAUGAAUCCUUGUUUGGAAGGAGAGGAUUGCAAAGUGCUGCCAGAUCACUCAGGUUGGUCCUGUAGCAGUGGCAAUAAAGUCAAAACUACAAAGCUGAAGGGGGCCGAUGCUACUGUCCUCCACUUAGCAGAUGAAGAAGCAGCUUAG